Molecule: messenger RNA, 503 nt
Organism: Neopsephotus bourkii (Bourke's parrot)
Lineage: Eukaryota; Metazoa; Chordata; Aves; Psittaciformes; Psittacidae
Exons: 1
Coding region: 239-364 (41 amino acids)
Source: RefSeq, a predicted model, not a curated record
ACCAAUUUUAGUAGUGAAAUAAGUAAGAAACUCCAGGACAGUAUUUUGGUGGUUUUGUCUAUUUUUUACAUACAGAAAGGAGUCAAAAUGAUUUCAUGAUUGAUGGAGUCACACAUAUGAAAAGAAGACAUAAUUGUUGAGUUUGUUUGGAAGAUUCAGGACUAUGGAUUCAUUUCUUUACUUAAACUUGAAUAUAUAAACUGUAUUGGUGACAGUAGAAAGCCUGCAAGUUGGUGUGAUGGAGUUCAUACUUCUUGUUUUGUAUUUUUCCUUUUUUAUCUGCCUCUGUGUUUUGGUGUGCCUGUAUUUUUCUGGCUGCCAAGAAAUGACAUAUAAGCAUGAAGGUAAGAAGUUGCUGAUUUAGCUCACCAGGAAAUUAAUCUUGGGUCAUUGUUAUCAUGUGCGAUUAAGUAUUUGGAAAUAAGAUAUUUAAAUGUAAAGUGAAACUACUUUAGCAACAGAGAAAUCAGGUUAUUUAUAUGUAAAUAUAUCUAAUCCAAACC